AUGUGUGUUCAAGAAACGAAGUUGGAGGUUGUGGAGGAAAAGAAGUGUGAAAUUGUGUGGGGAUCAAAAGAGUUUGGAUUUUCGUUCAAACCCUCAGUAGGUAGAUCCGGAGGUAUACUAACUUUGUGGGAUAGCUCACGGGUCGAUAUGUGGAGUUAUUCCAUAUUAAAUUAUGCAUUAGUUAUGAAGGGGGAAUGGAAGGAUACUGGAGAAAAAAUUUGUGUGAUAAAUGUUUAUGCACCUUGUGAUAGGAUUGAGAAACGAGAAUUGUGGAAUAUGAUAGGUGAGAAGGUUGAGAACGAUGUAGAUUGUUGCUGGUGUGUGUGUGGAGAUUUUAAUACAAUUAGGAAGGAAAAUGAAAGGAAAGGGAUGAGUGAGUAUAUCCAAAUGGAAGACAUUUUGCGCUUUAAUAAUUUUAUUGAGGAAUCAGAAUUUAUUGAUUUGCAUUUAAAUGGUAGAGCUUUUACUUGGUGUCGUUUGGAUGGAUCAGUAGUGAGCAUAUUAGACCGAUUUCUUUUAUCAAUGAGGUGGGGUCAUCAAUGGCCCAAUUGUUCGCAAUGGGCGUUGGAUAGAUGCUUAUCAGAUCAUUGUCCAUUAUUCUUGUGUGAUUAUUGGGAUAAUUGGGGACCAAGACCUUUUCGUAUGUUGAAGUGUUGGGAGGAAUUUGAUGGUUAUAAGGAUUUUGUUAAGGAGGCAUGA
Molecule: messenger RNA, 699 nt
Organism: Cicer arietinum (chickpea)
Lineage: Eukaryota; Viridiplantae; Streptophyta; Magnoliopsida; Fabales; Fabaceae
Source: RefSeq, a predicted model, not a curated record